GCGGGGCCGCGCAGGCGCCGUGAGCGGCGGGAGCGGCGGCGGCGGCGGUGGUAGCGGCAGCAGCUGUAAGGGGGUUCCGGGAAGAUGGUGCUGAUUAAGGAAUUCCGUGUGGUUUUGCCCUGUUCUGUUCAGGAGUAUCAGGUUGGGCAGCUUUACUCUGUUGCAGAAGCUAGUAAGAAUGAGACUGGUGGUGGAGAAGGAAUUGAAGUCUUAAAGAAUGAACCUUAUGAGAAGGAUGGAGAAAAGGGACAGUACACACACAAAAUUUAUCACCUUAAGAGCAAAGUUCCUGCAUUCGUGAGGAUGAUUGCUCCUGAGGGCUCCUUGGUAUUUCACGAGAAAGCCUGGAACGCAUAUCCCUACUGUAGAACAAUUGUAACGAAUGAAUAUAUGAAAGAUGAUUUCUUCAUUAAAAUUGAAACAUGGCACAAACCAGACUUGGGAACAUUAGAAAAUGUACAUGGGUUAGAUCCAAAUACAUGGAAAACUGUUGAAAUUGUCCACAUAGAUAUUGCAGAUCAAAGUCAAGUUGAACCAUCAGACUACAAAGCUGAUGAAGACCCAGCACUAUUCCAGUCAGUCAAGACCAAGAGAGGCCCUUUGGGACCCAACUGGAAGAAAGAGCUGGCCGGCAACCCUGACUGUCCUCAGAUGUGUGCCUAUAAGCUGGUGACCAUCAAAUUCAAGUGGUGGGGGCUGCAGAGCAAAGUAGAAAACUUCAUUCAGAAGCAAGAAAAAAGGAUAUUUACAAACUUUCAUCGCCAGCUUUUUUGUUGGAUUGACAAGUGGAUCGAUCUGACAAUGGAAGAUAUUAGGCGAAUGGAAGACGAAACUCAGAAAGAACUAGAAACGAUGCGUAAGAAGGGUUCCGUCCGAGGCACGUCGGCUGCUGAUGUCUAGAUGAGUCCCCUGUAGGGUCAGAGACAAUAUCAAACUGUUUACGUAAUCAAGGCCAAGUGAGGGGAACAAGUGCAGCCAGUGACGAGUGAAGAAGAAUCUGACCAGGAUCUUGCGGUGUUGGCCUUUCCUAAACAUGUGCUUAUGAUCAUGUGCUCACGUGCACAGGUUCCCGACCACGUGUAUAUAUAUGUUCGUGUGUGUAUGUCUGUAGCUGUAUAUAAAACGCAUGUAGAGCCACAGACCUAAAUACAUACACUUGUGUAUAUAUGUACAUAUAAACAUACUGAAGGGAUUAAUACAAUUUCUCCAAAGUACUGUACCUAUCUUCAGCAAGAAUGCAAAAGAAAAUAUUUUCAAUAUAUAUAGCUGAAACAGAUUUUAAUCAGAGUAAUACCAUUCAUUAAUGGACAAAUUGACUGCGAUGUAAUACUAGUUGGUAUGUUUCAUAAAUGUCAGAAUUGUGGACCAAUAUAUAUAUAUAUAUAUAUAUACACACACACACAUAUAUAUACAUAUAUAAAAUAGCCUUUUAUUACUUUUCUGUUCUUUAAAAUCACUCUCUUAACAAAUUUUUAUUUUAGUCUCAUAAGCAAAGGCUCCCACAGAAAAAUGUAUUCAGAAUCUUUUAGUAUUCCAACGAAUCUGGAAUGUAAACUCUGAGCGUGUAUGUAACAACUUGUUUCUGGAUGGGCGUUACAGCCAAAUUGGGUCAUAUCCAUUAGUCAGGAGUAAAGUUAUAGUCCAGUUGUUACUUGUUUGCCCUGAGGGACAAAAUCCUUUUUUUAAAAAAAAAAUCCGGUUUUUAUUGGAUUUUUGUAUUUUAAAUUUCAAGUAUUUUUCUACAUCAGACAUAGCAAAAAAAUGCAGAUGAUGACUUUGUGCUGUAGAAUAAAUGUUACACAAUUUUCAGGCUCCUGUUAGGCAAACAAAGAAAUCGAUGGGGAAAUUAAUAGCAUUGUAAGCUGUUUAGAAAAAUUGGAAGUACAGUGCUUCCACGGAGUCUUGCUUAGAAAAGACUGUCUUCUGAAAUUACAACUUGGAAACUAUGCAAAUGAUCUGGAUUCCUCACAGCUUACACGAUAGACUAUAGAUAACGAUGUUGUUUUGCUCUUUUCACGCUGAAGCAGUUUUAAGGAGGAGAUGCUGACUUCGAAAUAGGAGAAAUUUAAGAGGCAGCAUGAGGUUUGCCUGCACAGGGUUAGGAGGCCCCAUGGAGGGGCCGGUGCACCUCCACCCACUCGCCUGUGUUCGGGACUCGGGUGGCAUUAGAACACAGCCCGGAUGAAUAGGCACCGGGGAAAAACGCUGGUUAGAGGUUAGAAGCCGCUGCCACCGGUUUGUUUGAAAGAAGAGACCGAACGCUAGGGAAGGAUUUCAUCAGCUUUCUCUGUCCACAUCCAGUUUUUCUCCUUUCGGUCCUGGAAGCUUGAAUGGAAUGAUCUCGUUGAAGCCUUCAGGUCACAAACUGUCUUCUCGAACCUCCGUCCCUCCUUCAACACACCCGCCCCUGUGGUCACGUCACAUUAGUAACCUGAUUUGCUGACAGCCCUGCCCCCACUCCUCUUUUUCCCACGUGUCCUGUGCUGCUGCGGAAGUGUAGUGACUCAGACGAGGGUGCUUCUGCGUUGCCACGCCCCGUUACCCUCGCUCGAAUACCAGCCCACGCUGCAUAUGUCCGCUGCGUACUCAGGAUCAAGACUGAUGUUUACUCUCUGAGCAAGCACUGUUGUAAAAUAGGUUCUGUCAACAUAUAAUCAUUGUCUGCAAAGUGUUUGAUGCGAGGAAGAUGAUUGCUAAUUUCCUGGAAUAAAGAGUCUUAUCCUCUCCUCUUAAUGAACUUAACUCUCCCUGGCAUCUGCAGCAGCUUUGGGAGCCUGGGCGCACAUGGCAACGAGAGCCCUGCGCGUGGGUUUUAAUGUUUCUCUAACAACUGUGGAGAUUUGAGGGAAUAUGUGGUGAAUGUAAAAUACCUAGUUUACUUGGCAGUCUCUUGUGUAAAUUACAGUAAAACAAAGUAAAUGAAAUUUAAACAAAAAAUAAAUUUGAUCACAAAAUGCCA
Messenger RNA from Artibeus jamaicensis (Jamaican fruit-eating bat), 2959 nucleotides. It is a transcript of the gene PITPNB, whose product is annotated as phosphatidylinositol transfer protein beta. Gene Ontology annotation, molecular function: phosphatidylinositol binding; phosphatidylinositol transfer activity; phosphatidylcholine binding. Gene Ontology annotation, cellular component: cytoplasm. The coding region runs from base 85 to 900 and encodes 271 amino acids. Gene Ontology annotation, biological process: phospholipid transport. Lineage: Eukaryota; Metazoa; Chordata; Mammalia; Chiroptera; Phyllostomidae. The transcript is spliced from 12 exons. The record is from RefSeq and is a predicted model, not a curated record.